This is a messenger RNA of Diabrotica virgifera virgifera (western corn rootworm), 9390 nucleotides long. RefSeq lists its product as uncharacterized. Lineage: Eukaryota; Metazoa; Arthropoda; Insecta; Coleoptera; Chrysomelidae. Gene Ontology annotation, molecular function: zinc ion binding. The record is from RefSeq and is a predicted model, not a curated record. The transcript is spliced from 3 exons. Bases 109 to 3066 code for a protein of 985 amino acids.
UAAAUACAUGUCAAGAUAGUGGAAAACAAAAUUAGUCAUCAACCACUUGUUGAUAAAAGGAUGCAAUAAAAUUACACAUUAAAAUUAUUGGGCGUCAAACUUUUAACAAUGAGUAGUGAAAUUGUAGUGCCUGAAACGCCGAACUGGCUGCAAGAACUUGAGGCUAAACGAGAGAAGCGCUUAAAAGCAAGAUUGGGCCAUGAAGCGGGAGCAGGGGCCCCUUGUUUAAAAUGCGAAGAUAAGUGUCCAGGGUUGGAUCUUCAUUUCUGGAGAAAAUGUUGCAAGAUAUGUAAAUGUUCCAAAGAAGAACAUCAGGUUCAAGAUGAUGACAUUUAUGGAUGGGCACAGUUCCAGCUACUGGGGAGUAAACCAAAUAAAAUCAAAACCAAAAUUGUGCUACCCGGCAAGAAAGAUGAAAUUGAUUUGGACUGGGUUCCCAAAGGUCACAACGACACUGUUGAAAAGUAUCUUAAGACUCUUCCUCCAGAACAACUACCCGUCAAAGGUUCCCAAGCAGCUCAAGAUAGAAAACAACUUCUUCAAAAGCAGAUUCCUAUCCAUGAUAUUGAUCCCACAUUGUGCCACGAAUUAACAGAAGACGAGCUGGAGAAAAUGAAGGAGUAUAUUGCACAUGUUAAGCAAACUAGUGCAGGUGUAGGGCAACUUGUUAGUUUGUCUAGUAUAAUUAGGGGUAAGCUGCACAUGCUUAGUCCUUCGGAAGCAGCUAUUUUAGCAAGUCGUUACUCUAAAGGGAUUCCAGUAUCAGAGAUUGUUAAAUUACAAUCACAAAAUAAAGCUGGCUCAUUGGCGCAUAAUUUAGACAAAAUGUCUCUAAAGCACAAGACUCUUCCACAAUAUAACCCCAAUAGUUUAAAUGAAUCUGAAGAUGUCUCAAAUCCUUUAAGUUAUACUAAAGUGCAUGAUAGAGAGUAUCCUAUGUAUAAUAACGAUAUUAAUACCAAUGCACCAAAUGCUCAAUUUUCAACAUCACUUGGACCAAAACAAUUUAAUAUCAAUCCGUCUAAUGCACAAAUCAAUCCUGUUAUCGAUCCUACCAUUGAUCCAAAAUAUUUACAAAAUCCCAAUUUUAAUUCAAAAAAUAGACCUAGCAACUUUGUAAAUCCUAAUUCUGUCUAUAACCAAGGAAUACACAGAGAAAAUGCACCUUUUGUUAAUAACCCAUUGGACUACAACUCUGAAAAUAGUGCCUUUGUGCCGUAUCAAAAAGUUUCGUCAACAUCCAAACCAGGAGAUGUUUAUACGGAAAAUAGUUCUGUAACUGAUCCACGGUAUGCUAAGAGUAUUCCUGGUCAAAGUAAAGGUGCACCUUUUAACAUGAAUCCAAGUCAAGGGGAAGUUGAGAAUAAUGCACAAAUUUACGAAAAUCUACAGGAUUUACAAAAACCUUCAGCAAAUAUGCCAAAUUAUGCAGCAGGAAAGUACAAUACAUAUUCUGAUACCCAGUCGCCAGUUAAAAUGCCUAAAAAUGUUAAAGAUUUAGCUUACAGCACAUAUAAUACUGACACACAUGGUUCCAAAGACAUUGAAGACCAAGAGAAUGGUUUUAGUUUUGGAAAAUACAGACAACCAGGCUCAUACUCUGAUAAUAUAUCAAAAAAUAACGCUGGAUUUAGACCUAUUGAAUCUGGAAAUGUAUCAUCUUCACAGCACUUUAAUCCAGCCAAUCCAGCUCAAUUAUUAAAACCUGGAGAUCGUAAGGAUACUAGAGAUCGUGGUGCUUACAGUGCACAGUUUGAAACAAUAAAUCCUCAUUCAAGUUUGAGCCACUCCACUGGAACCAGGUCCGGAAAUACUGGUGGUUACAGUUCACCAAUACAGCCAAAUAUAUCCAGUCGCUCAUAUCCUGGUCUAAAAGUAGAAGAUGUUGCAAAACACGAUGCUCAGUAUGAACCGGCCAUUGCUACCAACGUUAGACCUGGUGGUUUCAGAGAAUAUAAUACUACAUUAGAUCCAAACUCAUCUUAUGCUUCUUCUAUAGCAGAAACUAGUGAGAAUGCACCUUCAGUUAAUUACGCGUUCGAUCCUAACAAUCCAAACUAUGUUUACCCCCAUUCAGAACAUUUAGCAGGCAUGACACCUGGUUUGUCCGAUCCUUUGAAUCCAAAAUCAGGUGCAUUUAGACCUACAGGUAAUUCUGGUUUGUCUAGAGAGACAUCGGGCCACAAUCAUAGUGUUGGUAGCAUGGAUCAAAGUCUGGGUUAUCAGAAGGCACCUGGAAUGCAAAGUUCUUUGGAAGCAGGUCCUGGCGGAGUACUGCUACCUAAUAAUUUAUUAAAAUCUGACAAAAAACUGUCCGAGCUUCACCCAAGUGAUUUAAGAAUUAAUGAAGAUUUUGUUAAUCCAAGUCAGGUCAACGUAGGUCUCAUACAAGAUAUUAACUACCCAGAGAUUAAGACAGCUUCUCGCGAAGUUGACGAUUUUUAUGAAGAGUACAGUCCAGAUAGUAUUAAAGAAAUCUUGAACAAUGUUAUUUUACCAGAUUGUCAUUACUGCAAAAAGCCAUUCGAGGAAAAUGAAUUUGCUGUAUCAAUAGACAGGGCUAAUGUGCUCUUCCAUGCUGGGUGUUUUAAAUGUGCAGGCUGCAACCAGAUACUUGCUGACAAUAUGUAUUUUUAUAAUAAAGAAAGCGAUAACAUUUAUUGUUUGAGGGACUACGCAAAGAUAAGAGGUCUACCUAGGUGUAAGGCUUGCGACGAGUUGAUAUUCACCAAAGAGUACUGCUUAGCGGAAAAUAGCACUUUCCACUUAAAACAUUUCUGUUGUACCCAAUGUGAUAUGCCUUUGGCUGGUCAAGAUUAUCUCUUGGAAGAUGAAAUGCCUUAUUGUUUGCCUUGUUUCGAACAAAAUAAAGCCAGCAAGUGUAGUGCUUGUGGCAAGAUUAUUAAACCUGAUGAAGUAGGCUGUAAUUUAAGAGGAGUCCACUUCCAUGCCACUGAUGCAUGUUUUGCUUGUAAAGUUUGCAAGACUCCUUUGACUGGUAAGAAGUUAUUGUUAAGGAAUGAUCAGUUGUAUUGUUCGCAUGAAUGUUACGGCAAAGAUCAAUAGUAUAUUUUUUUAAUCAAAUCAAAACAAUAUAAAUAAUCUACAUCUAAGUCUUAUAAAUAGUCGAAUUGGUGGAGUAAUGCCAUAUCAAACUAAAAGACAAAGAAUAAAGGCAGUUUUUGUUUUUAUUCGACUCAGAGUUGGACCACCAUCUCCAUAUAGCUAUUUCAGCAUCCCAUGCAUCUUCAGUGAAGCUAUGCAGUCACAACUCUGAAGCGAAUAUUAACAACCCUGCCUAUUUAAGGGGAACCAUCGCGAUACAAUGAUUCCACCUUUUGAGACGCAAUCUAGCGACAUCUCUCGCAAUACGAGGAAAACAACGAAAAGCCCUAGAUACAAAGUUUACUACUUUUUAAACUUAUUAGAAUAAUUGAAAUAAAAAUAUAUUAAACAAUAUUUUAAAUCCAAGACUUUUCGUUAAUAAACUUCUUUCUGGCUGCAUCCUGUAUCUCUGGCUUUUACAAUAUAUAAGCACAAGAGACGAAGAAAAUAGGAGAAAGCAAAUAGAGGACAAUACUCUAAAAGACAAAGUUAACAUUUCUUCUCCAAAUCACUCUUUUUUUUCGGGUUUGACAGGUUUUAUAUAAUUUCUUUAUACAUCGGGUGUAUCAAUAAAACUUCAAGUAACGUUAGAAGUGAAUUGUUCUGCGUUCUGCUAGCUGUCUUUCAGGUGUAGAUACAUCUUACCUUAAUUGCAAAAGUGAAAAAUGAGUUUUGGAAGGAACAAAUAAAACAUUAUAUUAACUAAUCAUAUUUACUGUACAUGUAAAGGACCUGGCAGUAAGGCGUAUUGUUUCAUGUAGUUGACUGGAUAACUUGUUAAUGGCUUUAUACAGUUGAAAUUAAUUGUAGGCUUCAUAUACUGGUUAGCAUGUAUGUGAUGAUUGUAAUUUCAGGCAGCAGUUUGGUUCUACUGCAGUUUAUAGUUUCCACAUGGUCGACCAUGUGGUUGGAAAUCUCACCCAAAAAGGUAGACAAAAAUUUAAAUUAGGCCGAAAACAGCAUAAGUUUAAACUUUCCUUGCCAUGUUUUACCCAGAUUAUAGUAAUUACAGAAGUAAUUACAAUUUUAAGAAAAUAUUAAACAUUCAAGGAAGGCGCAGCAUAGGUAGGAGAAAAAUGUCCUGGCUGAGAAAUCUCCGAGAAUGGUUUGGAUGCAGCUCAACUGAACUCUUUCGGGCUGUAGUGUGAAAAGUGAGAAUAGCAAUGAUGAUUGCCAACCUUUGUCGCGGAGAUGGCACGUAAAGAAGAAGAAAAAGAUUAAACUUAUGAUGUUUAUAAAGUUACAGCUACUUUUUUGAUUAAUAGAAAAUACACUCCCCAGCACGAAAAACGGGCACCCCAAAAAUGGGUCAUUUUUGAUGUCUCGUAUCUCCUAAACCUGUUGUCCGAUUUAUAUAAUUGUUUUAAUAUGUUAUAGCCUUAUUCUUUGGCAAUAUCGCUGUAAUAAUAUUGUUAGACAGGUAAAUUUUCAUUGUAUGCCGGAUGUACCAAUCAAACUGGGUUUUUUCUCAAUUAUCACAACACCCUGUGGAAUAUUCUAGCCUUUAAAAAAUGUUAAAAUUAAAAUUUAACUGUAGCCCCAGGUUUUCUUAACAUUCUGUUUUUUAUUCAUUCGCUUAUGUUGGAUAAUAAAAAAGUUAGGGACUUAGCUAUGUUCUUUAUCAAUACAGGGUGUUUCUAAAUAAGUGCGACAAACUUUAAGGGGUAAUUCUGCAUGAAAAAUAAUGACCCGUAUGCACGCCAAUGGUGAAUAUACAAUUCUUAAUUGUAUGUGAAAAAAUGCGCAAUAUCUACCACUUAAAACCUACCAAAUUUCAUUUGCAUAUCUCAACCGGUUUUAGAGCAAUAAAUAAAUCGUCGGUUUGUAGGAAAAAAUUCAACAUCCCGUAUCUCGGAAACGAAGCAUUUGCGGACAUAGGUUUAUAGAGCAAAGGGUCUAAAGUUGGUCGCACUUAUUUAGAAACACCCUGUAUUGAUAAAGAACGUGGCUAGUUGUUAAAGUCCCUAACUUUUUUAUUACACAACAUAAGCGAAUGAAUAAAAAGCAGAAUGUUAAGAAAAUAUAGCCUGAGGCUAUAGUUGGGUUUUAAUUUCAAUAUUUUAUAAAUGCUAGAAUAUUCCUCAGGGUGUUGUGAAAGUUGAGAAAAAAAAAAAAAAAAAUAAAAAGAAUGUGUGUACUUUGUACGCACGUAAGAAGUUAUACUUCUAUUAUAUGAUUUCAACGAAAUCAAUAUACUUUAAACAGUUUCUCUACUACUUUCCAAAAUUUUUUAUUAAAACAAUACCAAAAAUUAAAAAAAUAAAACAAUAAAACACACACAAACACAUUGAAAAAUGCCACAAAUGACUCCUGAACAAUAAUUGUUGCCAAAAAUUUUAAUUAAAUACGUAUUUUCUGAAAAAAUUUAUAUAAUAAUAUAUGUACUUACAAUCAUAAAAUCUAUAAAAAAAAAAUAAAAAAAAUGAUAUAACUUACAUUGGGCUUGAACCUACUUCCCGUGUAUCCCGCCGUACGAGAGUCACAGCGAUUUCAAACUGCACCACUUUCGCGUUUACGUCAUGUGGGAAUAUACACAAACUGAACAACUUUUUGAUGAAAAUUUGUAGAAAGUUUGUUCGUAAUCAGAUUAUGUAAAUUAAAGCAUUGCCUACUAGGGGUAUAACAUAGCAAGUACUAGGUAAGUACAUUAUUUUUUUUACAUUUUCCAAAUAGGUAUGAAGAUAAUUUUUUAUUGGAAUACAACUGAAACAUUUAGAAUUACGUACCUGUGGCUUUUCAAAACUAUUUAAAAAGUCACUAUAAUUAUAAAUUUGAUUUUAUUUCUGUCCUCACAACAAUAAAAACUAAUAUAUUAUACAACAUUUUUGUUUACCGAUAACCUCCAUAUUGAACAAUUAUUGACAGAUCAUUUCAACACCCAAUCAGAGCCCGUAUAAAGACUAAUACCAAACUGUCGGUGUGCGCAUGCGCACAGAUCAAUAUAAAUUCACCCUCAAUCUCAAUCGCGCCUAAAGAAGUAUAACUUCAAAAACAAGUUUGAUUGGUACACCCGGUAUAUAAUGAAAGUUUACCUGUCUAGCAACAAUAUUAUUACAGCGAUAUUGCUAAAGAAUAAGGCUAUAACAUAUUAAAACAAUUAUUUAAAUCGGACAACAGGCUUAGGAGAUACGAGACAUAAAAAAGACCCAUUUUUUGGGGUGCCCGUUUUUCGUGCCGGUGAGUGUAUAUGUUAAUUUCGAUAUUUUGAUCUGAUUAUUUCAACAUCACGCAUUUAGUUAGUAGUAUAAAAAAUCUAGUUCGAUAUGGUAUAACGCGGCCAUUUCAUACAAAGAUAAUUAGUUUAAACAGUUUUGCGGAUCCGAAUGAUACUGUAUUUUUUAUAUAAGAUAAAUAUUUUAGGCAGCUUUUUACAUUUUACACCGGGUGACGCUUUUAUAUUAUACAAAAUAAGUGCCAAUAUAUUUAGAGUAUCUAUUUUUGACAUACUUUUUACAUGGUGAUUAGCAUAGUUAUAUUUUAUUACAUUUUAAAUGAGCAAAGUGUAUUAUAUUUGUUAAAUAUUUUUUACUAGAAUAAUUUUUUAUAUUAAAUUGUAACUUGAAAGGAAAAAAUUACGUUAACAAGUGUAUUAUAAAAUCAUGUAAGUUAAAAUCGCUUAUAGCAACAAAAAAUAGCUGUUGUUACAAGGAAUAUUGAUUUAUUUAUUUAUAAAGCUCAACAUGCCUUGAAGGUCUAGGGUUGAAACACUCAAUAUUUCUUAUAGUCUUUCCAUACUUUUUUUAACCACUUCAUUCCAUUUACUUCUGUCCAAAGCUUUUUCUUUCCAAUUCUCAAUAUUACUUUUUUUGUAAGUCUUCAUAUUCGCUGUCUUUCCAUUUCUUUCUUGGUCUACCUUUUCUUCUUUGCGUUAUUGGCUUUCGUGAUAGUACCAAUUUCGGCAUUCUUUCCUUUUCCAUUCUUUCGUAGAUAUUUGGGAGCAAAUGCCAAUAGCCAGUGUAACUAAAAAAAAAAGAAAUCCUAUCAAGAAUCGAACAAGCGAGGAAAACACUCAUGAACAUUCUUUACAAGAUCUGACCUUUGUCUAGAGCUUGGAAUUCGAAUGAUCAGAUAUUACCUUUCUUCUGUCUUACUGUAUGGCCACAGAUUAACCCAACAUUGUUGGGUUAAUCUGUGGUAUGGCUGUGACAAAGAAAAAAGGAUAGAUGCCUUUGAGAUGUAUACAGGGUGUUUGGUAAAGAAUGGGCCAUAGCUUAACCUUAGAUUCCUGAGCUUUAAAUAGGUCGAUUUAAGCUAACUUACCUUAGAACGAAAGUUCAUAAUAACCGAAAUACAGGGUGUCAAAAUUAAACUUUUAUUUUAUUUAUUCUUGAAUAUUUCCUGACAUGCAUGGGACAACAACACGAAAUUUGGUAAACGGGGGUUUUUUGGGAUGAGAAAUCUAAAUUCGGCACCAAAAGUGAUGUAUUUCCCAGAGGGCGCCACAUACGUCUUUCAGCGCCCAUUUAAUACGUUCAAUUUUUUUAUACCCCACUCUACAUAAUUUUUGAAUCAAAAUUUUUAUUCUCUUAAUAUUUUUACUUAAAAAAGGUAUACUACAUUCAUCUCGCUAAACUCAACCGUUUUCGAAAUAAACUCAUUUUAAAUCUGCGAUAUAACAUAUAUUUUUUGCAUAAUAUCAUUGUAGUUAGACCCGGAAAAUAAACUUGAAACCAUAAUAAUUGUGCUAGUUCUCAUCUUUAUGUCAUUGCAUCUCAAGAAGAAAUUUGCGGUACAUUUUUGUAAAUUUUUAUGGUUUUUAGUUAUUUUUCGGGUGUAACUAGAAUGAAAUGCAAAAAAUGAUGUUGCCUCGCAGAUUUAAAAUGCGUUUAUCUCGAAAACGGUUGAGUUUAGCGAGAUGAAUGUAGCAUAUAUUUUUUAAGUAAAAAUAUUAAGAGAAUAAAAGUUCUGAUUCCAAAAAUAUGUACAGUGGGCAAUAAAAAAAAAUGAACCUAUUAAAUGAGCGCUGAAAGGCGUAUGUGACGCCCUCUGGGUAAUACAUCAUUUUUGGUGGCGAAUUUAGAUUUCUCGUCCCAAAAAACCCCCGACUACCAAAUUUCGUGUUUUUAUCCCAUGCCUGUUAGGAAAUAUUCAAGAAUAAAUAAAAUAAGAGUUUAACUUUGACACCCUGUAUUUCGGUUAUUAUUAAUUUUCGUACUAAGGUAAGUUAGCUUAAAUCGACCUAUUUUAAGCUCAGGAAUCUGAGGUUAAGCUAUGGCCCAUUCUUUACCAAACACCCUGUAUAUACCGACGGAUGCUGAGAAGUCCAUGUGUACAAAUAGUUACUAACAAUGAGGUACUUCGGCGCAUGAGUAAACAAAAAGAAUUACUAAGAAUAGUCAAAGAAAGGAAAAAAACAAUACGUGGGCACAGUUUAAAGAGGGACAGUAGAACCACUCUCCGAAAAAUUGGAAGUAAAAUCUUUGGUCGCGCAUGGCGACCGCGCAAUGUUGGCAGUCGCUUUUGCCCCACUCUCACAUUGCUAGCCGCAUAGAAACGUACGGCUUUUAACAGGGAAAACCCGCAUCCACCACUGGUGAAUUACCAAUUGCGUACUGCCGGUAUUACCUACUUCUUGAGAUCAAAGUGGCGAGUACAGGUGAAAAUAUCAGUAGAAAACGCCAGAACCCGUUACUGAAAGACCUGAGAAGAUGGUUUGACUGCUCACCCUCAGAAAUUUUUCGUGCAGCAGUUUCCAAAGCUACAAUUGCCAUUUGGGUCGCCAACCUUCGAAGACAGACGGCGCAAUAAGAAGAAGACAUGUCAUUCCUUUCAUUUUUUUUUUCUAUAUUCCAGUAUUACUUUCAUUUCAUGCCAACACGGCGCAAUAAGAAGAAGACAUGUUAUUCCUUUAAUUUUUUUCUAUAUUCCUGUAUUACUUUCAUUUUAGAGCAGUUUACUGUUUAUUGUUUAUUAUUACUUUCUUCUUACCCUACAGUUAAAUACCAAAUAAAAAAUCAAGGCGUGGGAACAAAGUUUUAACAAAUAUAGUACUAUAAAAUGUGAUAUUUUUGUAACAUGUUGAUUUUUUUAAAGAUGCAACAUUUAUUACAACAUAUAGCCUAAGAUGCCUUUAAAUCAAAUAUUUUGUAGGUAUAUUGUAUUUUUCAUGAAUAAUAUCAAGACUGAAUGUAAUUGUUUUUAUAUCUCUUUACAAAUGGAUAGGUAAAUAUGUAUCCAAAUAUUUUUUUGGUAUAUUUUGUAAUACGCCAAUGUGUUGCUACUGUGCCAUUUUAUAGCUAAAGAAAUGUUUAAAAUGAUUAGGAAUAAAGAAAGAUCAAAGAAAAA